Messenger RNA from Vicia faba (fava bean), 735 nucleotides. The record is from the annotation of a GenBank genome assembly. Lineage: Eukaryota; Viridiplantae; Streptophyta; Magnoliopsida; Fabales; Fabaceae.
AUGGGUUGUGGCAUCUCAACCAUGCAUGGAAAUGAUACAUCUCCGGGCCGACAUUAUUUCAAGGGUCGAUUUCGUCAUCAAAAUAUCGUUGCUUCACCCAUUGUGAAAAGCAAUGACAACAUGUAUACUUAUGAACCUAUUAAUGAUGAUGGUGAAAAUCAAGAAUCAGUAAGGAGGGAUGAAGGGUUCAAUGGUGAUAGAUUGAAAGACAAAAAAAUUAACGAAGAUAGAAGAGAUCAAGAGGAAAUGAAUGAAAGGAAAGUGUUUAUUAAUCCAGAGAGACAAGGAAAAUUAAAGGAGGAUAAUGCUAGCAAUAAUAAAAACAAUGUUGGUACAAAUCAUGAAGAGGAUAAUAAUAAUAAUAGUAGUAAUAAUAAUAAGAAGAAGAAGGAUGAUUGGUUUAUUGGACCUGGAUCACCAAGUUUUAGGGAAUAUUGUAAUGAUAAUGAUUUAGGGGAUAGAUGUUCUAUGGGAGAUUCUAAUGAUUAUCCUCAAUCUGGAGAAAGCACAAAGAAUAGUAGUGAUGAAGAUUCAACAAAACCUGUAAAUGGUCAUUCCAAAAAGCAAGAAGCUGAGAAGAAAGAGAGAAAAGGGCGAGGGGGGUUUAGGAAUGUUAUGCAUAAAGGAAAGGGAAGAGGAGGGAAGAGAAAUAUUUUAAAUUUUGGUUGCUAUAACUCUAAUACUCAAUCCUGUGCUGAAGGCUCUUUCAACAAAGUUGUAGAGAAAGAUAGAUGA